Molecule: messenger RNA, 2951 nt
Organism: Paramecium octaurelia
Lineage: Eukaryota; Ciliophora; Oligohymenophorea; Peniculida; Parameciidae
Source: the annotation of a GenBank genome assembly
AUGAAUUUAUCAAAACAACAGGAGGAAGCUCCGAUCAUUCAGAAAGGGAUUCAGCUAACCAAGUAGGAUAAAGUAAACAAAUGCAGAUAUUAAAUGAAUAGAUUUAUCAUUUUGAUAUGUUAUCCUGGGCCUCUGCAGGUGCCACUUUAGUGUCAAUAUGGCAAAUAAUAAUACCGUUUACGCUCUUUUCUUUGAAUAAACCAUAAUUGAUAUUGGGAAUCACGAGUAUCUUUUUUCUGCUGAUCAGCUUGGUGGUUUUGUAUUGGAGUCAUAAGGGAUACAAUUUUUAUAAGAAAGUAUAGUGUAAAAAUUUAAAUUUGUAGGAUAAGAAUGAUGAAUAAAUGCCUUUGCAAGCUUGGCAUAUUGAAGGCUUGAUCUACGUUAUUAGUUUCAUUUUAAUAGCAUUAUAUGCAAGUUGCUUCUUUGGCAUUUUAGAAAACGAAGGAUACUCCUGGGCUUUGAUGGCUGCUCAAGGAGUCCCAGUAAAUACAGCUCAAAAGGAGGCUUUCAUAAUUGUGUUGUCCCAAUUAAUACUAAUUUUAGUGGAUCUGGUUCUUCUGGCCUAUUAUGCUAAAGUAUCAUACCAUCUAGAAUUUUAACCAAUGAAUUUGCCAUCCUUAUUGGGUUGGUUUUUGACGAUGUACGAUUAUUUCUUAUUACAAGAUUCAUCUUUAUGUGUUGUAUAACGAUAGGAGACACCAAUUAUUUGCCAUCCAAAUUAGGUGGGAUAGUUGAUUAAGAAAGUAUGGAGAAAGCAAAAGGAGCUCACACUUCAAUAUUUUGGACCUGUUUGAUUGGUUUGAUAUUUUCUUUAUUCACGUUGUUUGAACAAAGAUCAAUUCAAUAAGAAGUAUUCCCAAAAGUGAAAUUCUAUUUCUUACCAUUCCUUUUGAUCAUGGUGGCUAGUGUAUUUUUAAUUUCGAACUCCUUAAAUUUCUUGUAUGCUUCAAGUCAGUCAAUUUAAGAAUUGAAGAAGGACUGCAAAUCAACAAUCCAGACCUUCUCCCAAACUUACAUAGAUUCUAUAGGAUGUCCAGCAAAAUACAAGACAGUGAAUAUAUAAGGUAGCAAUUACUUUGACAUGUAUUGUCAAUAAGACGAGGUUGGUAUAGUAUGGGAGAAUGAAGUGGAUAAACCUAAUUCUGAGAAAAGGAAUCAACUAGCCUGUAUGAAUUUGUCUUGUUGUUAUUUAGUAAGUGAAGAAAGAACUCUAUUUUAUAAGUAAUAUUUUUUCUAUUCAAUUUUGACUGCAUUUUUAGGAUUCAUAGCAGCAGGUCAUUGUUUUGACAUUGCUCUACAAGAACCGAAUGUAAUAAAGGCAGGGCCAUCAGUCUAUUCAUAGACCUAAUAUAUAGUAUAGAUAGUUCUGGCAUUAUUUUCAAUUAUUCUUGGAAUAUAUUUGUCAAUCAAAUACAAUCAGAAAGUGCCAAUUAAAAUGCCAGAAUUUAAUUAUAAGGAUUAAAUCAAUUUAGAACCGAAAUAUUUCACCAAUCUAACCCCCUUAUCCUCAAUUCCAUAAUGUUAGGAAGUGAGAGAUCAACAUAAUAAGGCAUUCAAAGUUCAUUUUGAUCAUAAUGCAUGUGCAGGCUAAGCUAAAUGUUCUAGAAUGGGAUUUUAUGCUUGUUUAGAAUCGCAAAAUGGAAUAUUCUAGUUGCUACCUACAUUUCAAGAUUAAGAAAUAGCAAUCUUUGGAAGUCAUGCAUAUGAUCCAUAUGUCCUUUAAUAAGCAUUGCACGGUGAGGAAGCAACUGACAAACUAUGCUUUGAGGGUUUGGAAGGACCUAUAAACUAAUUGUUGAAUUCUAAAGUGUAUGUAUGCCAUCCACCAGAUAAAGAGGCAACUGUUAGGUUUUCAACAAAGGAAAAGGAGAUUAUUUUUGAAUAAAUGAUUCAAUAUUAAGAGGAGGAGUUUGACACCAUCAGAACUGUUAAAUUGCCUAGGCUUUCUCAUCAAAAAAGAAAUCAUAAGGAUCUUGGCGAAACAGGAGAAGAGGAAAGUUUAGGAUAGUACACUACAGUCACUAUAAUUGUAAGUGAUGCUGAAACAUUUGAACCAAUUGUUGGAGCAACUGUUACUAUGUACCAAGAUGUGGAGAAAUGUUAGGAGUUGAAUCAAAAUUUAUAUUAUCCCAUUCGAAUAGCUCAAACUAAUUCCACAGGAAUGAUAAGCAUAUACAAUGUUUAGAUGAAAGACAAGAGACAAACCUUCAAUCUUGUCAUUAGAUAGGAUGGCUAUAUGUUCAAUUGCUUAAUUGUACUAACAAUAAAUUUAUAUUUAGUCUGAUCAUCUAAAGCCUUUCAAAUAGAAUAUAUUCCACGUCCCACUAGUGAAAUCACUCACUGAUCAACAGGAAAUGAAGGUUCUACUUUGGCAUUAGAAUCCGAAAUUGAAUCUGGAAUUGGGUGCCAAUGUGCUCUUGGACAAAAAUCAGCAAUGUAGUGUUGGCUUUUUCUUUUCGGAAUGCUCCUUUAUGAAAUUCACCUCUCAUCCCAAAAGCUAAAAUCAAGUUUCGAGAGUUAUCACUCUAGAAAAGAUAAUACAAUUCACUUACAUCUUCUUUGUUCGACAUAUCCCCAUCAAUUCUGAUAUUAUUGAAGUAGUAAACAAUAAGGGGUUAUCUCUCGUGGCCAAAUUACAAGCAGAAUUACAAUCAGAAAUAGAGGAAUUUUAGAAAGCGUAACCCAAAGUCUCAAUUUAUUCAAAGAAGAACCCUUAUCCACACAUUCAUGAAAUGCCUCAUACUCUGUCAGCUGAAAUUGAUACUACUCCUGAUUUGCUCAUUUGGCUUUCCUUCUGUAUGAAUGGAAAAGUUGGCCCCGAAUCAAGUGCACCCAUCAAUCACUUCUGGGAAAAGAAGGACGAAUCCAAAUUUUGGCAAAGACACACUGUCCAACCAAACACUAUACCCGAUUCCUCCAUUUGCGAUAAAAUGUAUAAAUAAUAAUAAUGA